Messenger RNA from Lates calcarifer (barramundi perch), 5386 nucleotides. RefSeq names its product adenylate kinase 9 (gene ak9). Lineage: Eukaryota; Metazoa; Chordata; Actinopteri; Centropomidae. Gene Ontology annotation, biological process: AMP phosphorylation. Gene Ontology annotation, cellular component: cytoplasm. The record is from RefSeq and is a predicted model, not a curated record. Gene Ontology annotation, molecular function: nucleoside diphosphate kinase activity; AMP kinase activity; ATP binding.
GUUUGUUAGUUGCUAUGGCAACCGUGUUCGGUGACUGGAUACCUCAGUUAGGUAAAGCUAGGUAGGUUAAUGUGGUUAGAAGUAGUUAACGAGCGAUGAUAAAAGUUUCGACUUCGAAUAAAGUUGAUAAAGGAGUGCCCCUCAGUAACGCUCAAAUGGACUGUUUUGUGGAUAACCUAAUGGAAGAUGAAGCUGAGAGAGAGAAUCUUCUUGCCAAACCCACCUGCUUCAUCAUAAUUGGAAGACCGGGUGUUGGCAAAUCUACCUUGGCCAAAAAAAUUGCAGAGUCUUGGAAGUGCGUCUUGAUUGAUGAUACAGAUCUGCUCAACACACACAUAAAAAAUAAAACAAAGCAAGGCGUAGAGCUCUUGAAAAUCUUAUCUGAGGGGAAAAGUAUACCAGAAGAUGAAGUGCUGCAGCUGAUUCUCGACAGGUUUAACUCACCAGAUGUGGAGCACUAUGGGUAUGUGCUGAGCUGCCUGCCAUUUAUGUCUGAGGAGUGUCUGAAGAUUCGUGAGCAGAUUGAAAUGAUCAAAAACCUCAAAUUAACACCUGAUUUCAUCAUUAACAUCAAGUGUGCAGACAAGGACCUGACCCAGAGGCUGUCAGGUCUGAAGCAGUAUCCAGAGACGGGGCAACUAUACAACAGGGAUCAGUGGAAGCGUGAAGAUGUGUACAUCAACAAGAAGGAGAACAAAGAUGAAGAAGCGGAGGAGGAAGAGGAGCAGGUGAUAUUAUUGACCAAGAUGGUGUGGACACCAGAGAAUCUGGCCAGAAAUGCUUUCAUUAGAAUCAACAUGUACAAGGAGACCAUGCUCAGACCAUUGGAGGACUACAUGACGGACCACAACCCCCUCUAUCUGUUGGAACUGGAUGGAAACAACACUCCUGAAGAGCUGCACUCGUCUGUAAUGUCCCGUCUUGGAUCCAUGGCAAUAAAACGUGUCUCCAUUCCCAUCCUCCUCCACCAGACUGAUGAUGAAGAAUUGCCAGAGGAUAUUGACACGGAGGAGCUACUGAGAAUGAAGUCCUCUUCCAGGGUAGUGGCCCCUCGCUUUAGGUGGAGAAGGAGCCGGUGGGGCCAAACAUGUCCUGUUGCUCUGAGGGAGGGCCAGGUCAUUCCUGGCAAGCCAGAAUUAUCUGUGGGUUUCCAGGACAAACUGUACAUCCUCUCAUCUCAGGAGGCCUACCAGAAGUUUGUCACAAACCCCAGAAGGUACUUACUGCCUCCAAUGCCCAGGCCCCCUUGCAGGGUUUCCAUCAUUGGGCCCCCUCAGGCAGGAAAGAGCACCCUAUGUAAGCUUCUAGCCCAGCAUUACAGCACAUUGGUGCUUGAUAUGGAGGAACUGGUGCAGCCACUUCUGGCCAAGGUUGAACAGGAGAGGCUUGACAAAAUCAAACAGGAGACUACAGAGGUCGCUAUAGAGAAAAUCAAGAUGAAAAUGGAACAGGAUGGUGGACAGAAUUCAGAUGACACCAAUUCUGUGGAAGUGACAGAGGAUCAUCCAGAGGUGAAAGCCAUGGUGCUUAGUGCUCUGGAGGAAGCCAAACAACUGAGCACAUCUCUCCUUCUUCUGUAUGCUGAGGCCCUGGAGAACCGUAUAAAAGAGAUAGCAGAUGCAGAGGUCAGGACUGGCUGGGUGCUUGACAACUUUCCCAAGAACUUUUCCCAAAUGGACGCCUUACAGCAGGGUGAAAUCCUGCCAGACAUCAUUUUUUGUCUCAAAGACAGCGGUGGAAAUCAAGUUUUGAAGAGAUUGUACGAGAUGAACAAGGAGAGAGUGGACCAAGCAGUAAGGAAGAGGUUGCAGGACGCACAGUCUGAGAAGGAGAAACAGGCCUUAAACCAAAAUGAGCAAGACUCAGAGGUUCAUUCAAAUCUAGAGACAGUAGUUGAGGAAACUGAUGAUAAUCAUGAGCCAUCUGGCACCACCAGCCCUGUACAUCCUGACAUGAUCAAAAAGGAAGCUGUGACACUGCCUGAUCACUGGGAGUUUGGUUAUCCAGACGGCCCAGAGAUGAAUGACUAUAAACUUCAACUGCAACAGUUUAUGUCCGAAUGGGAACAAAUGCAGUCUGCUCUCAGUGUUGCCCACUCAGUACUGGAGAUUGAUGGCAAAAGCCCUGAGGACUUGCUCCAAGAGAUGGUCCUUCAGAUGGAGAAGCCCUUCAAGUAUGUGCCCUGGGAGCUGUCAACAGUGGACCUGGACGAGGAGGCAGAGGAUAUUGAGGCCUUAGCAGAACUGGAGAGAGCCGAGGAAGCCAGCAGUGACAAUGAAGCAGCAGAGGAGGAGGAGAAUGAAGGUGGCACAACUGCCAAGAGAUUAUUAGGUGAUACUCAUCAUUUCUGUCCUGUGGCCUUAAAAAACCAUAACGUCCUCUGGCCUUGUACGGAUGAAACUGCAGCAAAGUACCGUGAGAGGACCUUCUACUUCUCCAGCCCAGAAGCAAGAGACAUUUUCCUUCAAGACCCUAUGCAAUUUGUUGCAAAGACUGAGCCUCUCAAGCCUCCUGCCCUGCGAGUCCUUUUGCUUGGCCCCCGUGGGUCGGGCAAGACCACUCACGGAGAGUGGCUCGCCCAGCAGUUUGGCCUCUUCCAUAUUCAGUUCAGGGAGCAGCUCCAGAUGCUCGUCAUGGCCAAGACGAAGCAGCGGGUGCCUUAUGCUGAUGAGGUGGAGUCUUCAGAGGAGUCUCCUGAAGACUUGGAGGCCCUGAUAAAGGAAGCCAGGGGUGGGGAUGAAGAGGAGGAGAUGGAGGAUACCUCUGCCGAUGACAAUGACACAGAGCAGGAAGUGGUACUAACUGAUGAGGAAAUGGCAAUCAAAGCCUAUUUAUCUGAUGGAGAUCCAUUGCCUCCACACAUCCUGGACAUGGUUAUUGCACCAUACUGGAAACAAGAGCCAUACAAGUCCACAGGUUUUAUUUUGGAGGGCUUCCCGCAUCAUCCCGAUGAGGUGCAGUACAUGUUGCAGCAACAUCUCUUCCCUGACACUGUGGUUAUCAUGGCGCUGGAUGUCACGGAAGUUCAGAAACGGCUGUUGCCGAGAUACCUGGAGAAGUGGCGCGAGCGUCGCAACCACCGUGAUGCACAGCUUAACAUCCUUCGUGAUCUGCGUAAGAAAAACCGGGAGGAAAACAUUAUCAAGAGAAGGGCUGAACUCAUGGCAGAAAAAGGUGCCACAACAGCAAAAACAAAGUUUAGGUAUGAGGAUGAAGAAGGUGAUGAAGCGGAAGAAGAGGAAGCUGCAGGGGACAUAGAGGAUGAGAUAGAGACCAUGCUGGAGGAGGAGUUUCCUUUAGAAGAGAAUAACGAAGACAUGGAGAAUGAGGAGAGUGAGGAUGCAGCUACUGAGAGGCUGGAGACGGAGAUAGAGGAGCGUUUUGUGACAGAUGAAAACAACCUUGUCACUCUAACGGAGCUGCUGAGUGAGCAAAACAUACCCAGCAUUUCAAUCAGUGCAGCUCGCAGGCUCCGAAUCGUGCGGCAUCAGCUGCUUCAGAAAAUACAACCUCUGCUGACUAACAGGGAGUCACUCUUCCAACAAUGUCAGCCCAUCUCAUACAGCCUGGCACAGAAGCUGCUGCUCUCCUCUUACAAGUUACACAGUGCCUUUGGUUGCUGGGAUCCCAUCAAGCAAUACAAAGAGAGAGACUUAAUCCAGCCUCUGCAGUGGCCUCUCAAUACCACAUAUCCUCUGAUCUUCCAUCAAUACAUCUACUUCUUUGCAUCCAAAGAGAAUCGCAACACUUUUAUGCUCAACCCCUUGAAGUACCUUAGGCAGCCCAAGCCCAUCCCAGCUCUCCCAGUUAAAAUGGCUGUCCUUGGACCACCCAAAUCUGGAAAAACCACUGUGGCAGAGAUGUUUGCUCAAAAAUAUGGCUUGGUGCGGCUGUCCAUUGGUGGUGUUAUGCGCAUGGUGCUUAACACUCAGGGGCAUACUGAUCUGGCUGUCCAGAUGACAAAGUAUCUCUCCCAGGGCCUGGUGGUGCCUGAUGAAUUGGCAAUUCAGUGUCUGGAGGUGGCGCUCAUGAGCUCAGUCUGCAGCACUCGAGGGUACGUGUUGGAUGGUUUUCCGAUGACACUUAAACAGACAGAGCUCAUGGGUUCUCGGAGCAUCAUCCCCAUGAUAGUAGCUGAGCUUCAACUGGACACAGUAGAGGUGCUCAAGAGAGGUCUUGUGGACAAGAUAAAACCCAACAAACCUCACCCGAUGCACGACAGCUCUGAGAUCCUCCACAUCCGUAACUCCUGUUACAAGCAGGAGGUGGAGCAGGUGAGGAAAUACUUCCAGCAGCAAUAUCAGAACUGGAUUCUGCUUGAUGGACUUAAGAGCAAAUGGUGGAUCUGGAACAGCAUUAUUAAGGAAGUCAGUAUCAGCAUGACAUAUAUCCACAGCUACCUGGAGAGGACACGCAACGGUCAGGCUGCCUGCAUCAACAGGCUGUGCAUCACACCCAAGGAGCUGCACUAUCGGCUUGGAGAGUUUGGCCAGUACUGCCCUGUCUGCCUGGCUCUACAUCAUCACCUGGUGGACGGCUCAGAAACUGCAGUUUUGACUCAUGCAGCUGAGUACAAGGGACAAUAUUACAAGAUGUGUGGUGAAGAGCAUUUAGAGAAGUUCCUGUCCAGUCCAGAUCAGUUUGUGACCCCUGGCUGCCCACAUACUCUCCCACAAUCCCACCUCCUCCCAAGAAAACUAACUGAAAUUCAGGUGAAGAACAGGUUCCCACAGCAGGUUGAGAUGAAGGGCUUUUGUCCUGUGACUUACCUGGAUGGAAAGCAGAGGUAUGAAGCCCUGGUUCGAGGAAAGAUGGAAUAUGCUGUGGAAUACAGAGAACUGAUCUACAUUUUUGAGACAAAGGAGAAACAAGACAAGUUUUUGAGGACUCCUGAAACCUAUUGGGACCAAAAGCUGCCCAGUAAAGUUCCUCCUCUCUGUGAACCUGUACCCCUCACAGCGCUUCCAACGCUGGGUUACCUGGAACAGGGUGUGGCAGUAGCAGUCAUCAAGGCCAUGACAGCUGUUGGCUGUCUCAAACCAAAGUAUCCUUUCCUCAGUAUACAAAGAUCAGCACUCCUCUAUGUGGCCUUUUAUCUGAAAGCUUUCAACAACAAGAGCACAGACUACACUCGCCAGAAGUACAAAAAGAAGCUGGCCUUGUUUGAAGAAAACUGUGCACUCAUCCCCUACCUGAGCUCAACAAUGAGAGGGAACUACAGGCCUCCCAGUGAAUGUCCCAUUGACUUUGAGUUCAAACUGAACAGAUUCCUGGCUUUGGAGGACUUGCCGAGAGCCAACUGUGUGCUGUAGCUGAGCCUGUUUUACACCUUCAACUCACUGUAUGGUGUGAUGACCCGUGUGACAUAAAUAUAUUUUAAAAGUAA